Molecule: messenger RNA, 408 nt
Organism: Trichoderma breve
Lineage: Eukaryota; Fungi; Ascomycota; Sordariomycetes; Hypocreales; Hypocreaceae
Exons: 1
Coding region: 1-408 (135 amino acids)
Source: RefSeq, a predicted model, not a curated record
AUGUCCUUCGGUCUCGGAAUAGGUGAUUUCAUCGCUGUGGGGGAGAUUUGCUGGAAACUCUACUCGCAAGUCUAUAAAGUUUCUAGGGAUGCGCCCGAAGAGCUUCGUGGACUCAACCAAGAGCUGGGAAACCUCCACAACACCAUCCAGCUGCUUGUCGAAGAACUCAGGGACGAAGACUCAGUGUUAAAACGCUCCGGAGAUGUUCGGAUUCACCUUGUUAAUCGCGUCAUAUCGCAAGCAGAAGAAACACUCAAAAAGAUGCAGCAGCUAUCCAAGCGUUAUGCAGAGCUCCAAACGCCAACUAAGGGGCAAGGAAAGCGACUCAACCCGCGCAUUUAUUGGGAUCGAUUAAAGUACUCACAGGAGCUUCACACCAUCAACGAUCUACGCGCCAAAGUGAGAUAG